This is a messenger RNA of Saxophila tyrrhenica, 1722 nucleotides long. RefSeq lists its product as uncharacterized. The record is from RefSeq and is a predicted model, not a curated record. Lineage: Eukaryota; Fungi; Ascomycota; Dothideomycetes; Mycosphaerellales; Extremaceae. Bases 1 to 1722 code for a protein of 573 amino acids. The transcript is spliced from 8 exons.
AUGGCGGACGACUGGGUGCUGAACUCGCUGGAAUCAGAAGCUCCCAGCCACCAAGACAGUCCCCAGCGACCGGCAACUCCUGUCCGUCGGAGAGAGUCUUCAAAGCUUGAUAGACGAAGGUUUUCUCGACGACUACCAGUAAAGAGCCCCGAACCAGGUCCUCCAAGCGAUCCAAUUCAAAGCGCAGGCAACGCUCGUCUUGUGCUUGCGAUAGACUAUGGCACAACUUUCACUGGUUUCGGGCACGCCACUACGUACUCCGACAGUGCCAAUCUCGCCGAUCUGUCGGUCCUGCAAGACUGGAGUCCGACCAUGAGCAAUCUUCAGAAGGUGCCGAGCGUGAUUUCGUUCGCGAGAGCGACGAAUGGAGAGGUGGACUGGGGAGCGGACAUUGGUGAUGAAGCUACGACAAUGGUGAACACGAAGCUUGAGCUUGAGCCUCAAGAAAGUCUGUUCGACGAGUUGGAGUUAACGUUGCAGGUCCUGAAAGGAACUGGCAGUCUCUCAUUCGAGCAUAUGCUCAACGCUGGGCCCAAUCCUGCAUACACGUGGAAACCACCUACCAAGAUUGUGGCCGAGUACCUGACCAAGAUCUUCGAGAGUGCACGCAGAGUAGUCGACAUCAACCAGCUCGCGGUUACGAAGACCCCGGUGGACAUUGUUGUGACUGUACCUGUGGACUGGUCGUAUGAGGCGAAGAACUCGGUUUUUAGUGCUAUAAGAGACGCAGGGUUCAACAGAGACAACUUCACCACCUUGAAAGACAUGAUUCUGGUUUCUGAGCCGGAAGCUGCGUCUCAUUUUACUGCUCGUGAUCUUCGUGGUCGCAGCGAGAAACUGAUGCAGGUCGGCGACAGUUUCAUUAUCUGUGACGCUGGUGGAGGUGGCAAGUUUGGCUCUGCCUGGAUCGAUACAGCGUUCAAGUCAUGGCUCCGGGACGAGAUCGGAUGGGACAAUUACGCCCAGCUCGAUCGAGUGAAUGCGUGGACACAACGAAUCAGUCCGCACACAGGAGAAAAUGGCCCCAUGAGGGAGCUCAUGAGAAGAUUCAGAGAGAAAAAGGUCGUGUUUCCUAAUCCUACCGAAGCAGACAUCAAGCUCGAUCUCCCAUCACCACUGAAUAGUUUGACGAUUGGGAAAAGAGUGGUAGGAGGCGAGCUGACGAUACGACGAAAGGAGAUGAAGGAACUCAUGAACUCCUGUGUCAACGGUGUGAUUGAAUUGAUCAAGGACCAGAUUUCGAAGGUCAACCCAAAUCAGGGAACCCGCGUCAAGAAUGUCAUCCUCGUCGGCGGCUUUGGUGCAUCUCCUUACCUCCAAGACGAAUUGCGAAAGAGCCUCGCACUGAGAGGAAUAGCCAUGCGUCGCCCGAGUGAGGAUAAAUCGAAGUCACGGCACAAGACUGUGAAGCACAUGUACGCCAUGAAAAGAAGCUAUGGAGUUCGAAUGGGCUCCAGGUUUGAAUGGCUGGUCAGAAAGGGUGAUCUUGUCGUCUCGGACGAGACCAGAAUCGUACACAGUCAAACUUUCUGGUACACGCUGAACGACAAAGUUGAUCAUGCGGACUUUAACAUCUAUUGGUACAAUCGAGACGAUGACAACCCUCCAGAUGUCUGGGAAGAAGGGUUCAGUGGUACGUACAUUUUGUGCAACGCGACAAGCAGCUUCACUGACCCUGCAUCAAAUUCAAGAGGUGAAAUCUGCUGGCGUUGCCAGGUUUGA